CCUCAUAUGAAUGAAGGACUGUAUAAUAGAUGGAGCAGGGCAGGCAGCGCGUUGGGGGCAUUGACAUUGGACGGCAGGUGGCAAGAGAGGGGAAGAAGAAGAAUAUGAGUUAUCAGAAGGUUAGGCAUGAGGUGGAGACCUCCUACUACCCUCCACCAGGGUAUGGAUCAACAACAUAUCCUCCCCCCUCGGCGCCACCGCCGCCGCCGCCGCCGCCGCCCUACGAAGGCUACCCUCCUCCUCCUCCUCCACCGCCGCCCGUAGGAUACCCUUACCCACCACCACCAGCAGGAGGAUAUCAAGGCUACUUCAAUCAAGGCUACCCUCCUCCACCCCAACCCCAACCCCAACCCCACUACCAGGUCUACCACGUCCAACAGUACCAAUACGAAGAUCAUACAUCCUUCUUGCGAGGCUGUUUGGCCGCACUUUGUUGCUGCUGUGUGUUGGAGGAAUGCUGCUUCUAAGCAGACAAAUAACCCGUUUACAGUCAUACCAUAGUUAAAUGUCUCAAUUAAUGGGCAGCACUGCAAGAGAGAUUAUAGUAGAUCUCUAUUAAGUAGUGGAAUGGUGUACCUGUAUGUAGUUUUGUGUCUGAAUGUAUUUUUAUGUAGCUUUUAAAGGGAUUAUAGUUCCCACUAUAAUGAAGAAUGUAGUUAUGUUUAAUUUGAUUUGAAUUAUGUUUAGUUUAAUUUGAUUUGAAUUAUGUUUAGUUUAAUUUGACUUUCCUAUA
Diospyros lotus (date-plum) is the source of this 733-nucleotide messenger RNA. RefSeq names its product cysteine-rich and transmembrane domain-containing protein WIH2-like. The transcript is spliced from 4 exons. The coding region runs from base 30 to 467 and encodes 145 amino acids. The record is from RefSeq and is a predicted model, not a curated record. NCBI's taxonomy places the organism in Eukaryota, Viridiplantae, Streptophyta, Magnoliopsida, Ericales, Ebenaceae.